AUGUGCAAAAAACUUGUACUUAGGCCGGAUGGUCUUGCUGUCCUUGACAGGUGGUGGUGGGGUGGGCAGUGGGAAGUGUGUUCGGGCACUUGGACUUUUCUCACUCUUGGAGGUGCAGAUGAUUUUGAGGAUCGUUUUCCUGAGGGGCAGCAAGCUCACUGCCCGACCCGGAUGCUGAACUCGAGCUUGACGAGAAAAUCCUCUUCUCACCAGAGGGCGCACGCGUGCACCCAGGGUGCAUUCCAUGCUGUAUUUGGGCACGGACCUGCCAUUGAAUUGGACUCUUAUGUCAUGUAUCAUGCCCAAUUUGAGUAUGGAAGGCUACUAGCACGACCAGGCGACAAGGAUGCUGCGAGGCAGCUAGUUCUACAAAACCUACUCACUGUGCCCCAAUUUAGGGUUAGGGUUACAUUCCAGAACAGAUUUCCGACAUACACCGGUGGAUACAUCAGUUUCACCAUCGCAGCUGUCGGCAAGAACUCUUUUUUGCAUAACAACUCAAUCAUGUCCAACCAGCACUCUCGAGAGGCACUGUAUUAUCAAAACUCGCCAUUCUUGCAAGACGCUGGGAUCACUGCAUCCCUCAGCCCUAUUUCAGUCACUAGCUUCCACCUAAGUUCUUGCCCUCGACCGUCCAAGAACCCCCAGGAUUGCUGGGCACUUGUCAUAUACCGUACACUGAGCCCCUGA
Suillus clintonianus is the source of this 690-nucleotide messenger RNA. RefSeq lists its product as uncharacterized. The coding region runs from base 1 to 690 and encodes 229 amino acids. The transcript has 9 exons. NCBI's taxonomy places the organism in Eukaryota, Fungi, Basidiomycota, Agaricomycetes, Boletales, Suillaceae. The record is from RefSeq and is a predicted model, not a curated record.